GCCCCUAAUUCGAUCGCGGCGAACCGAGGCAUCGGCUUCGAGAGCCUUCCUGUCCUCCGCCCUUUCGGCUAUUUACGUUUCCCGCCUCGGCGCUUUAUCCCUCUCUCGAGCUACCCGCCUCUGUUAGGGUUCUUGUGACCGUCUCCUCCUCCUCUCGAUCGAGGAGUUCGGCAGUCCGAUUCGGGAGAGAUUUACUGGGGCUUCGCCGGCAGGAUGUUCGGUCGGGCGCCGAAGACGAGUGACAGCACGCGGUACUAUGAGAUCCUCGGGGUGUCGAAGAACGCUUCCCAGGAUGACCUCAAGAAGGCCUACCGCAAGGCCGCCAUCAAGAACCACCCCGAUAAGGGCGGCGACCCCGAAAAGUUCAAGGAAUUGGCCCAGGCUUACGAGGUUCUAAGCGACCCUGAAAAGCGUGAAAUCUAUGACCAGUAUGGUGAGGAUGCCCUCAAGGAGGGAAUGCGUGGUGGUGGAGGUGGCCACAACCCUUUUGAUAUCUUCGAGUCCUUUUUCGGUGGAAGUCCCUUCGGAGUAGGUGGAAGCAGCCGGGGACGAAGGCAGAGGAGAGGGGAGGAUGCAAUCCAUCCUCUUAAGGUGUCUUUGGAAGACUUGUACAGUGGGAUCUCCAAGAAACUCUCGCUUUCACAGAAAGUCAUCUGCCAAAAGUGCAAGGGGAAGGGUUCUAAGUCUGGCGCUUCGAUGAGUUGCUCUGGCUGUGAAGGAUCGGGUAUGAAGGUCACGAUUCGUCAGUUAGGGCCUGGAAUGAUCCAGCAAAUGCAACACCCUUGCAGUGAGUGCAAGGGCACUGGGGAGACCAUUAACGAGAAGGAUCGGUGUCCACAAUGUAAAGGUGAGAAGGUUAUUCAGGAGAAGAAAGUGCUGGAGGUUGUGGUUGAGAAAGGAAUGCAGAACGAGCAGAAGAUUACCUUCCCCGGAGAGGCAGACGAGGCGCCUGAAACUGUUACUGGAGAUAUUGUGUUUGUCCUUCAACAGAAGGAUCACCCAAAGUUUAAGAGAAAGGGAGAUGAUCUUUACUAUGAGCACACGUUAUCCCUCACCGAAGCUCUCUGUAGCUUCCAAUUUGUCUUGACCCACUUAGAUAACAGGCAACUACUUAUCAAGUCGAACCCUGGUGAAGUUGUGAAGCCCGAUCAAUUCAAGGCGAUAAAUGACGAGGGCAUGCCGAUGUACCAGAGGCCCUUCAUGAGGGGGAAGCUCUACAUCCACUUCACAGUGGACUUCCCGGACUUGCUGACGCUGGACCAGUGCAAAGCGCUGGAGGCUGCGCUUCCUCCAAAGCCUGCAUCACAGAUGACGGACAUGGAACUGGAUGAGUGCGAGGAAACAACAUUAUAUGAUGUCAACAUCGAGGAAGAGAUGCGGAGGAAGCAAGCUCAGGCCCAAGAGGCUUACGAGGAAGAGGAUGAUGUCUCCGGACGAGCCCAGAGAUUGCAAUGUGCUCAGCAAUAAGCAGAACUACAGCUUUCCUAAUCGGUUGACUCUCCUCUGGUUGUUUUGCUGGUUGUUUGCUGAUGAAGUACAACUACGAAUCAUCUUCACCAUGGUAACCUCAUGGCAAAAAUAUUUGUGUUUUGCAGUUCCAGACCAUUAGUGGCUUAAUGUUUCGUUAUUGCC
Musa acuminata subsp. malaccensis (wild Malaysian banana) is the source of this 1632-nucleotide messenger RNA. RefSeq names its product dnaJ protein homolog. Gene Ontology annotation, biological process: protein refolding; response to heat. NCBI's taxonomy places the organism in Eukaryota, Viridiplantae, Streptophyta, Magnoliopsida, Zingiberales, Musaceae. Gene Ontology annotation, cellular component: cytoplasm; cytosol. Gene Ontology annotation, molecular function: ATP binding; Hsp70 protein binding. The record is from RefSeq and is a predicted model, not a curated record.